UGUCCCCUGUGCCACCUCUGCCUUCCGCCGCCACCCCCUCCCAGGCCCGGCUGGGCCCCGCUGACCACCCCGGGGGUCCUCCAGGCCACCGGACCCUCCCCAGCCGUGAGUGAAGCAGGAGGAGGAGGAGGAGCCCAUCGGGAUCAUCCGGACGUGGCGGUGGGACGGGGACCGACAUCUGUCACUUGUCACCGGCGGUGGCCCCACGGGGCCCCAGCGCCUCCGGUUCCUGCCCUUCCUGGAGGGAAGGGACCACCCUGCGCCGUGGGAGCUGCGCCAGGAGAGGUUGGACGCUCUGUGGUUUGGCCAGGGAUCAUCUAGAGGUCAUCUAGAGGUCAUCUAGAGGUCACCUAGAGGUCACCCAGGGGUCAUUCAGUGGCUCCUCGCUGGAUGUGGUCAGGGCCUCACCUGGUGCUGCUCUGGACAGGAGUGGUGACACUGGGAUUUCAUCUCUGCCAGGAUCUGAUCUCCACCAGGGUCUCACCUUGACCGGGAUCUCACUUAAACUGGGAUCUCAUCUCAUCUCAUCUCAUCUCAUCUCAUCUCAUCUCAUCUCAUCUCAUCUCAUCUCAUCUCAUCUCAUCUCCAUUGGGAUCUCACCUCCUUUGGGAUCUGAUCUCCACUGGGAUCUCACCUUGACCUGGAUCUCACUUAACCCGGGAUCUCAUCUCAUCUCGUCUCGUCUCAUCUCAUCUCCACUGGGAUCUCAUCUCCACUGGGAUCUCAUCUCCACCAGUUCCUCCCCAGAAAUUCAUCCCACCAGGACCCACCUCCAACAGCUCCUCCUCACAAUUCAUCCUGCCAGGACCCAGCUCUUGAAUUUCAUCCCUCCAGGACCCACCUCUGUUGAAUUUCAUCCCGCCAGGAUCCACCUCCCCAGAAGUUCACCCCACCAGGUGUCCCCUCUCCACCAGCUCGUCCCUGUGUCCCCAUGGAGGUGUGGCGCCAAUGUGCCCACUGGCUGGUGGCCGCGCGUGUCCUGCCCGCGGGACACCGGGCCAGCAGCCCCGGGGGACAGGUGUGGGACCUGGCGCAGGCUCUGCGGGACGGGGUCCUGCUGUGUCACCUCCUCAAUGCCCUCCUGCCCCGUGCUGUGCCACCCCGGGACAUCUGUCCCCGGCCCCAGAUGUCACAGUUCCUGUGCCUGAGGAACAUCCGCACCUUCCUGACCGCCUGCGCUGACAAAUUCGGGCUCCCCAAGCACCGGCUUUUUGGCGCUUUCGACCUCUUCGAUGUCCAGGAUUUUGGCAAGGUGAUUGAGACACUCUCAACGCUCUCCUGGACCCCGAUCGCACAGAGCAAAGGAUUCACGCCAUUCCCAUCCGAGGACAGCGUUGGGGACGAUGACAUUUACAGUGGCCUCUCUGACCUCAUCGAUGACACGGCCGAGGAGGACGAUGACCUCUACGACUGCGUGGAGGCCGAAGGGGACGACGGCGACGACGUCUACGAGGACCUGAUGAGGGUUGAGCCCCCCCCGGCCAUGGGGACGGUGGACCGGCGGCUCUGCUGCCUCCAGGAGCUGCGGCAGACGGAGGAGAGGUACACGGAGACACUGGAGUCCAUCUGCCAGCACUUCCUGCGGCCACUGCGGCACUUCCUGAGCCCCCAGGACAUGGAGAGCGUGUUCAUCAACGUGGAGGAGCUGCUGGAGCUGCACCGCCGUUUCCUGGGGGAGCUGCGGGGAGCGCUGGGGGGGGCGGGGGGGGGGCGCGCGCUGCCCCCCCUGUUCCUGCAGUACAAGGAGAGGUUCCUGCUCUACGGCCGCUACUGCAGCCAGGUGGAAGCGGCCGCGCGCCGCCUUGACCAACUCUCCACCUGCACUGACCUGCGCAUGAAGCUCCAGGAGUGCUCCCUGCGGGCCAACAACGGGCGCUUCUCGCUGCGGGACCUGCUGAUGGUGCCCAUGCAGAGGGUGCUGAAAUACCACCUGCUGCUCCAGGAGCUGGUGAAGCUGACCCCGGAUGCGGCCGAGCGGGAGCGGCUGCGGGGGGCGCUGGAUGCCAUGAGGGACCUGGCCCAGUGCGUGAACGAGGUCAAACGGGACAACGAGACCCUAAAGCAGCUCACGAGCAUCCAGCUGUGCCUGCACAACAUGCCACAGUCCCUGGCACAGUUCGGGCGCCCCAAGAUCGACGGGGAGCUGAAGGUCUCCAGCACUGAGAGGCGCUCCAAGGUGGACAGGUACGGCUUCCUGCUGGACAAGGUGCUGAUCAUCUGCAAGCGCCGCGGGGACUCGUACGAGACCAAGGACGUGGUGGACCUGCAGAGCCACCAGCUGCGAGACGGUGUCCUCGGACCACGGGACGGCAAGAAGUGGUCCCACACCUUCGUGCUGCUGCACACGGCCGGGCUGCAGGCCUACGAGCUCUUCUUCAAGACGCACGAGCUGAAGAAGAAGUGGCUGGAGCAGUUUGAGAUGGCCCUGUCCAACAUCUUCCCUGAGCACGCCCUGGCCGAUGGACACGACUUCCAGAUGUUCUCCUUCGAGGAUACCACAUCCUGCAAGGCCUGCCAGAUGUUGCUGAGGGGCACCUUCUACCAGGGCUAUCGCUGCAGCCGCUGCCGCGCCCCCGCACACAAGGAGUGCCUGGGGCGAGUGGGAACCUGUGGGAAGGCCGGAAGUGAUCCCGGCUCUGGCACUCGCAAGAACAAAUCGCAGCGGCCGGGACCCGACAAGAAACUGGGACUCCCCAAAAUGGAGAGCACCCAACCCUACAGUGGGGUGCCCCCCCCACCGGGGGUCCUGGGGCCCCCCCUGCGCAUCAGCCCCGGUGACGUCAUUGAGGUGACAACGGCUGAGGCCGAGGAGCUCUGGUGGCAGGGCCGGAACGUGGCCAGUGGGGAUCUGGGCUGGUUCCCCAGUAAUGCCGUCAGACCCUUCGUGUCCGUGCCGCUGCCGGAUCUCUCCGUCUAUCCCUGGUUUGGGGGGCCCCUGGAGCGCGCGGAGGCCGAGCAGGCGCUGUCCCCCCGCUCCGACGGCGCCUUCCUGGUGCGGCAGCGGCUGCGAGAGCCCAGGGACUUCGCCAUCAGCCUCAAGUACCGCGGGCAGGUGAAGCACAUCAAGGUGGCAGCCAGCGAGGGGCUCUACUGGGUCACCGAGAAAAAAGCGUUCAAGGGGCUGGUGGAGCUGGUGGAGUUCUACCAGCGGAAUUCUCUGCGGGAUUGCUUCAAGGCGCUGGACACGACGCUGGCCCUGCCCUACAGGGACCCCGAAAGUCGCACGGCACCCCGAGAACCCGGUGCCACCCGCAGCUUCGGCUCGGCCAAGGCCCGCUACGACUUCAGCGCGCGGGACCGGACGGAGCUGUCCCUGCGGGAAGGGGACAUCGUGCGGGUGCUCAGCAAGCGGGGACAGCCGGGCUGGUGGAAAGGGGAGAUCUACGGGAAGGUCGGUUGGUUUCCCGCCAAUUACGUGGACGAGGAUUUUUCGGAUUAUUGCUGACGUGGACACCCCCAAAUCCAGCGUCCCCCGAUGUCCCCAAACCCCGAUCCCGAUAAUUUAUGGGACAAUAAACGAGGAUGAGGACGAGCUCCAGGGCGGGGGGAAUUUUACGGGAACGGGCCCCAAUUCCAGGAAUUCUGGGAAAGCGC
Cinclus cinclus is the source of this 3594-nucleotide messenger RNA. Its product is annotated as proto-oncogene vav-like. NCBI's taxonomy places the organism in Eukaryota, Metazoa, Chordata, Aves, Passeriformes, Cinclidae. Gene Ontology annotation, cellular component: cytoplasm. Gene Ontology annotation, molecular function: protein binding; guanyl-nucleotide exchange factor activity. The record is from RefSeq and is a predicted model, not a curated record. Gene Ontology annotation, biological process: cell migration; regulation of GTPase activity; intracellular signal transduction.